Thlaspi arvense is the source of this 1906-nucleotide messenger RNA. The record is from the annotation of a GenBank genome assembly. Lineage: Eukaryota; Viridiplantae; Streptophyta; Magnoliopsida; Brassicales; Brassicaceae.
AAACGCGACAAAAAUAAGUUUUUAUUUUAUUUUAAAAAGAGUAAUUUUAAUUAAAAGCAACAAAAAGUAAAAUGAAAUAAUAAAUAAUCAUUUAGUGAAAAAGGUUGAAAAACAAAAGGAGAGGAGAAGAGGCAGUGGGAGAGAGAUUUGAGAGAAGAAGCAUGUGGAAAAAGUGGAGCUUUUGAUAUCUCCUCUCCUCCGUUCUUUAGUUUUCCCACGAGAGAUUUCGCCGGCGAUGGCGGUGGAAUCCUUAGCGACGGAGAUGGACACGGCGGUGCGUGUUGUGCACCUCGCCUCUUCUCUCUGUGUUAAAGUUCAGGAGAAGCUUCGUCUUCCUUCCUCCACUAACGGCGGUCACGUUAAGUCCAAGGAUGAUGAUUCCCCUGUCACCGUCGCAGAUUGGGGUGUUCAAGCGAUCGUGAGCUGGGUUUUAGCUGAAGUUUUUGGUGGUCAAAGCCUCUCCAUCGUCGCCGAAGAAGACACAGAGUCCCUCUCCAAGGCUGAGUCAUUAGGUCUUUUAGGAGCUGUCUCCAACGCGGUGAACGAAGCUUUAUCCGAAGCUCCCAAAUACGGGCUUCCUAAGCCAGAUAAGCCCUUGGGAUCAACGGAGAUCCUCGAGGCUAUAGGUCGAUGCAACUCCGUUGGAGGUCCUAAAGGAAGGCACUGGGUUCUUGAUCCCGUCGACGGAACGUUAGGGUUCGUCCGUGGUGAUCAGUACGCUGUUGCUUUGGCUCUUAUAGAGAACGGUAAAGUCCUGUUGGGUGUACUAGGAUGUCCUAACUAUCCUCUCAAGAAAGAGUGCCUAAGCAACGGUUGCAACCAAACCACGACGAGUAAACCCGCGGCUGGAUCAGUGUUGAAAGGGUGUGUCAUGUAUGCAAAGAGAGGAACCGGUCAAGCGUGGAUGCAGCCGUUGGUCGCUGGAGGAAUCUCGGAAUCAGCAGCAACGCUCCUUAAGGUUUCAUCAGUCGAUGAUCCGGCUUUAGCUACGGUUUGUGAGCCAGUAGAGAGAGCAAACUCGAACCACUUGUUCACUGCAGGACUUGCCAAUAGCAUGGGAGUUAGGAAACAGCCGAUGAGAGUGUAUAGCAUGGUGAAAUACGCAGCGAUCGCGCGAGGAGACGCAGAAGUGUUUAUGAAGUUUGCGCAGUCGAGUUACAAGGAGAAGAUAUGGGACCACGCGGCUGGAGUGGUGAUAGUGGAAGAAGCAGGUGGUGUGGUGACUGAUGCGGGAGGGAGAGACUUAGACUUCUCGAAAGGAGUCUACUUGGAAGGUCUUGACCGAGGGAUCAUAGCUUGUUCCGGUCAGGUUUUGCAUGAGAAGAUCAUUGGUGCGGUUUAUGCAAGUUGGGAAUCUUCCAGCCUCUGACAAAAGGCUUUAGCCACGAUCCUCGGUUUGGUCUAGUAGCAUCGUCGAGCCAACGGUUUUAUAGCAAAGGUCGGGGGAAUAAGGACCACUUUGGUAAACUACGAUUUACUAUGGGGAUGAAUGUGAAAUCGUGGAGAAGUAAAUAGUAAAAGGAAGCAGCGGUAAAAGUAAGAAUCUAUUUAUCUAUCUCUUCUAUAGUAAUAAAAGCUGCUCUAUUCACGUACCUCUUUUAUGCCCUUAGUGGAUGAUAUAAAUUUUUGUUUAGCUUCGUACUGUAAUUUCUUACCCUGCAAAACACGAUACUGCAUAAACCUUUUUUUUUAAGACAAAACGAUAAAAAGUAGUUUUUCUUUAAGAAACACGUUGUUAUGAGAUAAUUCAGUAGAUCUCCUCACUAAAUAACAUCAUGAUAUUUUAAUGGCGGAUGAUGGAUGAAUAAUGGGUGUAUAUAAUAGGAUCAGCCUGCAAAAUCCAAGAUGGUAAUGGUCUGAUUUUGGGUUAAUAAAUUGUAUUUAUUGGGCCGGCCCGAUCGGUUAU